Molecule: messenger RNA, 582 nt
Organism: Aureobasidium melanogenum CBS 110374
Lineage: Eukaryota; Fungi; Ascomycota; Dothideomycetes; Dothideales; Saccotheciaceae
Exons: 2
Source: RefSeq, a predicted model, not a curated record
CUUCUGCCCGGAUUUAGUCGCGACAAGGCAGCGGACAUAACAGUCUACUGCCAUGACCGGACCUUCAAAAGCGUUGAUGUCCUUGAUGACGCUUCCGGUGAAACCCUCUUCAAAGUCGAUAGCAAAGGCGCAACAUCUUUCAGCUGGCGUAGGGCGAUCUACGACGGCUCUGGUCGCAAACUCUUCGAGCUCCGCCACAUGGGCUAUGCCAUGAAGAAUGACUGGGCAGUCGAAGAUAUCGAGGGCAAACGAAUUUGCUCAUUGAAGCAUGUCAGUGGGAUGGCUGCGCGAAACCGCUCGAAUUUGAACGCUGUCAUACAUGGCCAGUCUGCUGCUGACGAUGUGGGGAAUACUGUUGAGAUUAGACCAAGAGAUCGGGGUGCGUUGUCGACGGUAGUACUGUAUCAAGGUGCGGAGCUGGCGAACAUUCUGAACACUGAAGCCAACGAUGUCUUCUCGCUUGAGAAGAAGGGACUCGAUCGUACUGUUUGGAAGGCUCGUAUCAAUAGUGGAGUCGACAUCAGUUUCAUCCUCGUAGUUGUCCUGUGCCUUGCUGAGAUGGAACACGUCUGGCGGCAAUAA